AUUUGAAAGAGCUGUCGGACGGCAUGUUUUUCUCUCUGAAGCACAACACAUGCACACGGAAUGCUCUCCUUCCAUUUCAUCACCGGUCCUUUCAAUGUCCGCACCCAGCAAGUCUUGCAUUCAGACAAGAAAGCAGAGCAAGGAGAAAAAGAAGAGUCACCGCGUCAGUCACACCACACACACCACACCACACGACCGACAGACCAGCAGGCAGACGAAAUCGUAUCCGCUAGACCAAAAAGACACGCUACAAGCUGUCUUAUCUGAGGACUUGUGCAGCAAGUACCUGGCUUCUUACCACAGAACACUCUCCUGGACUGCAUCAACAAACGAAGGAAGGAAUGACUGUCGUCUUUGGGUGUGUGCAUCUAGCGAUGGAUGUGUCUUGUUCAGCCCUGGGCCUCCUCGUCAGCUGCCACCGCCUCCUCGUCAGCUGCCACCGCCUCCUCGUCAGCUGCCACCUCUUCUCCCUCUGCCUCUGCCUCCUGUGCCUCUGUCUCGUGUCCUUCGGGCUGCUCCUCCGCUGCUGCAUCCUGAGCAUCAUCAGCGGCCGCGUGCAUCUCUGCCAGUGGCUCCUCAUCUCCCUGGGGCUGUUCCGCCUCCUCUGCAGCGGCCGCCACUUCCUCAAGCUGCAUCUGCUCCUGCUGCUGCAGCAGCGCCGCUUCGUUGUCCUCUUCCUUGGGGGCGGGCACCUCAGCUUCCUGCUCAUGUUCAGUAGCGGGGAUCUCGCCCGGCAGGACGGCCAUCUCCUGCUCUGUCUCCUUCUCCGGUGCGGGGGCUUUCUUGUCGCCCGUGUCUGUGUCCUCCUCCGGCUUGUCGGCCGUGGCGAUGGUUGUCAGGGGCUCCUCUUUGGUCUGGGGGUCUUCGGCGCCGAUGGGGCUGCCCUCCUCGAUUUGCUGCACCUCCUCGUCCUUCACCUUGCUCCAUCCCCUGGCGACGGGCGCGCCCUUGAGGACGAUGACGGCACCCCCCACAAGGGCGCCGACAAAGAUGACGCAGAGGAUGAGGAUGAUAAACACACCAGCUGCAUGUACGUGAGAGUCCGAACAGCGGAAGCAAACACAUGAAGAUGAAGUGCACGGGGCCCGGCGCUGGAGGGACUUACCGAGGCCUUCCUCCCCAACACAGUCGGACGAGAAGUCAAACGCGCUGCAACCAGCUGCCCCUGCACGCACCAAGGACCACGGUGAGUCGCCACAACCUCACAGGCACAACCUCACAGGCAAGAGAUGGCAGAACACACACACACAGAGAGGUGAGUGGGUUGCUUGCCUGUGAGGUUGGCGACACACCAGAAGACGAGCAGCAGGAGGGACAUUGUCAACUUGGUGAAGGGCAGUGUCAUCGUGUGGGGGGAGAGGGAAAGAGACGAGGAGGGCCGGCCCG
Molecule: messenger RNA, 1386 nt
Organism: Vitrella brassicaformis
Lineage: Eukaryota; Vitrellaceae
Source: the annotation of a GenBank genome assembly